AUGUCAACCACUUCGCAUACAAGUGAUGAUUCUUUCUCUAUUAAAAAAAACCUACCUAUAAACCCAGAUUUACUUAAUGAACUAGAAGAACAAGCUCGCGGUAUUGCAGAAGAACUUGAAGCAAUGUUUCAAAAUUUAAAGUCACAAAUGUUUGAGGCCUCGGUCCUAACUUCUGCUUCAUUUGACGUCUAUAAGCAAACUGUCGAGAAUCAUAGUACAGAAAUUAAAGAAGCAUCAAAUAAAACUCGGGAACUAAUAGAAUUAUGUGACCAAUUGGAUAAAGAAUUUGUCGAUGUACAGACAUUAGCAAGUAAUAUGUGU
Dentiscutata erythropus is the source of this 321-nucleotide messenger RNA. The record is from the annotation of a GenBank genome assembly. NCBI's taxonomy places the organism in Eukaryota, Fungi, Glomeromycota, Glomeromycetes, Diversisporales, Gigasporaceae.